Messenger RNA from Acanthopagrus latus (yellowfin seabream), 5738 nucleotides. It is a transcript of the gene cntn1a, whose product is annotated as contactin 1a. Lineage: Eukaryota; Metazoa; Chordata; Actinopteri; Spariformes; Sparidae. The transcript is spliced from 24 exons. The coding region runs from base 317 to 3385 and encodes 1022 amino acids. Gene Ontology annotation, molecular function: cell-cell adhesion mediator activity. The record is from RefSeq and is a predicted model, not a curated record. Gene Ontology annotation, biological process: brain development; cell-cell adhesion.
UGGAACCAGCUGAUGGAGCUCAGGACCGCUCCUUGGUCCUGUGUGCUGAGGAAGCAGGUCUAGCGCCCCCCUGAGCUGACAGUCAUAACCCUUCAUCCGUUCCGCGGGGACAGGACCGCUGCUCCGUCAGUUUCUUUCCCCGCUCUUGAGCGCCCGGCGAUGCGGUGCUGAGCAGGUGCGAGCAUCGUGAAGGACACACGGACUCGACUGGACUGGACGGACGCGUUUUGCCCGCUACGUAAAGGAAAACCAGGCUGAUGUUCCAUCAGCUGAGCUUCUCGCUGUAACCCCACCAGGUGGUCCUCACUUCAACAUCAUGCUGCGCCUCACCCUGCUCCUCCAUCUCCUGGUCCUCUCACUCUCCCCUGCAGAUGCAUCAGUGCACGGGGAGGUACCUGACUUUUAUGGAGACGAAGCCACAGGUUACGGGCCGGUGUUUGAGGAGCAGCCGGUGGAGACCAUCUACCCCGAGGAGUCGCCCGAGGCAAAAAUCACCAUGAGCUGCAGGGCCCGGGCCAGUCCACCUGCCACAUACAAGUGGCUGAAGGACGACAUGGAGAUCGACCUGAACGCUGAGGGCAGCCACUACAGUUUAGUGGGAGGCAACUUGGUCAUCAGCAACCCCAUCAAAACCCAACAUGUGGGAAAGUACACCUGCUUGGCGAGCAACACGUACGGCACGGUGAUCAGCCAAGACGCCUCGGUUCAGUUCGGAUACCUCGACCUUUUCUCGUCAGAGGAGAGGGAGUCGGUUUAUGUCAAAGAGGGGCAGGGGGCCGUGCUGCUCUGCGCCCCCCCACCACAUUAUCCAGCCGAGCUGUCAUUCCGCUGGAUCCUCAACGAGUUCCCCACCUUCAUCCCGCUGGACAAGAGGCGCUUUGUCUCCCAGAUAACGGGUAACCUUUACAUCUCCAAGGUGGACUCCUCGGACAGCGGCAACUACUCCUGCAUCGCCUCCAGCCAGUCUAUUUCCAAGAGCGUUUUCUCCAACUACAUCCCCCUCGUACCUCUGGCUGAACGUCCCAUCAGAAAAUACCCCGCUGACCUCAAAGUGAAGUUCCCAGACACCACUGCUCUGGUGGGGCAGAAUAUCACCUUGGAGUGCUUCGCUUUGGGGAACCCCGUCCCCGAGAUCCGCUGGAAGAAGAUCGACGGACAGCUGCCAGCCAAUCACGAGGUGCGGAUGGCGGGGGCCCAUCUGCACCUGUACAACGUGCAGUUUGAGGACGGCGGCACCUAUCAGUGCGAAGCUGUGAACUCCAGGGGAAAGGACUACCACACUGCCCGAGUGUCUGUGGAAGCUUUCCCUGAGUGGGUGGAGCACAUCAGCAGCAUAGAGAAAGACCUCAGCAGCGAUUACACCAUGUCCUGCAUGGCCAGUGGCAAACCCAAACCACGCAUUCGCUGGCUGAAAAACGGAGAACUGCUCGACAGGAAAGAAAUGAGGUUCAGCAGCUUGGCUUUCGACGAUUCGGGGAUGUACCAGUGCAUAGCGGAGAACCACCACGGAGUCAUAUACGCCAACGCAGAGCUGCGUGUGUUUGCCUGUGCUCCCACGUUUGAGCACAACCCAGUGAAGAGAGUCCUGGCAGCUAAAAACGGCCGGGUGGUGAUCGAAUGUCGACCCAAAGCGGCUCCAAAGCCCGCCUUCUCUUGGAGCAAAGACACCGAGCUGCUCUCCAACUCCACCAGGGUGUUCAUCUGGGAGGAUGGGAGCCUGGAGAUCCUCAAUGUGACGCGAGCGGAUGAAGGCAGGUACACCUGCUUCGCCGAGAACGACCGGGGCAAAGCCAACAGCACGGGCUCUCUGCAGGUUACAGAGUCCACAAAGAUCACCUUGGCACCGGCCAACUCCGACGUUAAAGUGGGUGAAAACGCCAGGAUGCAGUGCGCCGCGUCACAUGACAACUCUCUGGACAUCACCUUCAUCUGGUCCCUGGAUGGACGCGUCAUUGACCUGCACAAGGACAGUCAACACUUCGAGCGCACCCCGAAUGGAAGCUCAAACGGCGAGCUGCUGAUCAAGAACGCCCAGCUGAAGCACGCUGGACUCUACACCUGCAUGGCUCAGACAACCAUCGACAACGUUACCGCCUCGGCCCAGCUGGUUGUGAGGGGUCCCCCCGGUGCCCCCGGUGGGGUGCGCGUGACGAACAAAACUGACAAGAGCGUGACGCUGCAGUGGAGCCGCGGAGCAGACAACCACAGCCCCAUCUCCAAAUAUACCAUCCAGUACAGGGACUCCUUCUCUGCGGAUGUCUGGAAGGCUGCCACUACAUCUCCUGCAGACGUGGAGGGGAACGAGGAGACGGCCACAGUGGUGGAUUUGUUCCCCUGGACAGAAUAUGAGUUCAGGGUGACUGCCACCAACACUCUGGGGACAGGAGAGCCAAGCAGCCCGUCAGCUAAACACAAAACCCUGCAAGCAGUUCCUGUGGUGGCGCCCUCGGACGUCGGCGGGGGCGGAGGGACGAGCAAGGAGCUGACCAUCACGUGGACGCCUGUGCAGCCACAGUACUACUAUGGGCCCAACUUUGGCUACAUCGUGGCCUUCAAACAGCAAGGCAGCAACGAGUGGAUGAAGGUGACGGUGGCCGACCCCCAGGCCAAGCGCUACGUCCACAAAGACUCCUCCAUCCCCUCGUCAACACAGUUUCAAGUGAAAGUCAAAGCGUUCAACAGUGAAGGCGAGGGACCCUUCAGCCUUACAGCCGACAUAUAUUCUGCGCAGGAUGCUCCAUCUGAAGCUCCUGUCAUUGUGAACGGCAAAGCUCUCUCCGCCACAGAAGCCGUCGUGUGGUGGGUGCUUCUCUCACACCCCAAUAUAGACGGAUACCAGGUGAAGUACUGGAGGAAUCAUGAAGACAGCGAGGGCGGGGCCCAGCGGGUUGUGGUACCUGGCACCAAGGACCACACCAGGCUGGAGGGUAUGAAGGCCAACUCCAACUAUCUUGUCGAAGUUCGGGGCUACAACUCUGCAGGAUACGGGCCACCCAGCGAGCACCUCACGAUCCACACCAAGAAAGCCCCUCCAAGUCAAGCCCCCAGAAUAACUGGUCAUAAAUUAAAGGGCCAGACCGUCUAUAUCGCAUGGGAAAAAGUGGAACCAAUGCCUGAUGAGGCGUCGAUAGAUGGGUACAAAGUGCUGUACAGGAAGCAGGGCCACUCCACAGGCACUCUGUACACGACAAGUAAACAUUCCAUAGACAUUCCCCUGGCAGCAGAUGGGAGCUUGUAUGUGGUGGAGGUCCGGGCGCACACAGAGGGGGGAGACGGCGCUGUGGCACAAAUCAAAAUCACAGGCACAGGUGGAGGCGUCAUGGUCGCCCAGUCUCUCAGCCUACUCUCCCUGCUCCUGGUGGCUCUCCUCUGCCUCAACCUCUGAAUGUAGCGCCAUCUUUGUCUUCACUUUUCCGUGAAGGAGACUCUUUAUGGUUGACGCCUGUAAGGACUAUGGGAAUCUCUCUGCAAACGUUUGGUUCAACCCUAUAACCCCGGGACGUCAUAUUCCAAAUCUUCCCCUCUGGAAUAUGUUUGUGGACAUAGACACAGAAAUGGAAAAAAAAAACCAACAAAAAAAAAUUGGAAAUGGACAAAGACAUCCCUUAUUUAUCCACAAAAAGCCUCUUUGGAGGAGUGUCAAAGGAGUUCUGUCAACUUUUUAAAUAUGCCUUAUAUAAACGACUGCACUUAUCUUUUACAAAAUAAAAACAACUUGUUUUAAAGUGGAUCACGAGCGAAAGUGUGAACAUCACGCUUUGCAAAGGUUGGCUGUUCAGUCUUUUUACAUUGUGAAGCCGACCUUUCUCAUAGAAACAAAGACAGUGUAUCCUCAGAAAUGUAGGCUUCAUUUGAUCUGAGAUAUUUGGGAAAAUCUAUCCUACAGUGCAUUCCAUAGUAUAAGGCAGACAAGCAGCUGUGAAGGAUAAGUGUACGAGUUUAUCAAAAUGUCUUUAUGUCUUUCUUUACUUGCAGUUCAGUGGCAUCUUCUUCUAUUUCCUUUUUUUUUAAAAAAAUGAAGCACACCAUUUGUUACAGAGAUACAGUCAAAGCAAAUCUCACCCUCUCUUAUUUGAUUUUAACAUCAUAGAGGAGAGAGCAAUUUAUGUAAUGCUUAAAUAAUAUAGUAUAUCCAAUAACUGUUUUUUCUAUCUAAUAUACUAUGGAUGUUAUUUGAAAAGAAAAAUAGAUUUUUGACCUGCAAUCAAUGCUUAUUUCCAAAAUCGUAACAUGAGCUCUAUUAAUAGAAAAAAACAAAAAAAAAACACAUUCAGAAAAUUGUGUGCAUGUCGACUUUGUUACGUGGAGCGAGCGGUUCAGGAGCGGAUCUGUAUUCGCAAAAAGCGGAAUAUUAAGCGAACCGCAGGAAACAGGAAAGGGAACCGAACAACAUAUCAGUCGUGCAGUUUUCACAUGCAAAACUACAGCAAACAUUGUGCGACAGUGGUUAUUUUGAUUGCUCGCCACCUCUGGUUUUAUUUGUGCUGAACUGUGCGGUGAUUGGAAGCUUCGCCACAACAUCUGGGUCGAUAUUAAAAACUGCUCCAUGUUUGUGAACUAAACCUGAACUAAAAAAAAAAAAAAACAAAGAGAAAAAAAGCAAACUUUUUGUUUUGACUGUAUCAUUAGGACCUCAGUGGUACCCGCUGGUGCUUUGUAAAGAAUGUUGGCAUUUUUAUUUUUUUGUUAGUGUAAACAUGUUCAUUUCAUCUCAUUUAUGGCUUUGUGUGAGAGUCACUACUAUUAACAGUUACAGUGAACGGUAGCGACACUCAUGCCCUCCAAUAAUUGUGCAAUGUCUGAUUCAUUUGUUGCUACUUCAUAUUUUCUAAUAAGACAACUUGCCUAGCUCCUAAAACGGUGAUCUAGAAUAUUACAUUUUUCGUCAUCUGGAACAAACUGAAGCAAAGCCAUCCAUGUGAACGGUGAGAGCCCAUUCGAAGCUCACAACGUUGUUUUGUCCGCACUAUUUGUCUUUUUAUUAACAUGUGGUCAGAGAUAUAUAAACAUUAUCAACUGUUGUCGUUCCUUUUGUUUAUGAUUAUUAUAUUUGUAUGUCAUGAUCCACGUCUAGCUGGACAGUUUAAAAGUUUAUUUCCCUCGAGUGGAGGAACAAAAGCUGUGUUUUGAACUCCUCCGGUUCAUUUCUUGUAUGACUGAUGCUGGCCAUGCUUCUACAUUGUGACUAUAUCAACAUCCACCACAAAGUGCUUUUCCCAGUUUCCCUUCAUGCGACAAAUCAAAAAAAAGAGUUGCCAAAUGCAUGAAUGCCUUGAACUCUGACAUUUUGGACAAAAGCAGUGGCUCUACAUUCUAACAUGCAUGACAUUGGAGAGGAAGCAGCACAUUACGACAUCAUAGCGACUUCUCAACCUCUCAGCUUCAUAUGAGAUACAUUCCAUUCCUGAGUGACAUCCCUUUAUGUCAGAGACAGUGUAGAUGUAAGUCUAAUAUGUGCAUUAGCUGCUAAGCUUCAUUAAGCCAGUCAUCUCAUGGGGAGAGGUGUUUCACAGACAGAAUGUCAGACUGACUAAAGGAAUCUCACUCAUUAAAAGUUCAGAAACGGUCCCACAGUCUCGCACACACGAUGGUGGGGAUUUGAUAGCAUCACUGGUGGCAGUGGCGGCAUGUUUGCUGAAGUUCAGCGCUCCGCUGGACUUGAACAGCACUUGUGAGGGAUGAAACUGGAACCUCUCAUUGGCUGGACAAGGAACAAUAAAAUUGUAGUUAACUUUAAA